Messenger RNA from Pseudomassariella vexata, 855 nucleotides. RefSeq names its product hydrophobic surface binding protein A-domain-containing protein. The transcript is spliced from 3 exons. The coding region runs from base 1 to 789 and encodes 262 amino acids. NCBI's taxonomy places the organism in Eukaryota, Fungi, Ascomycota, Sordariomycetes, Amphisphaeriales, Pseudomassariaceae. Gene Ontology annotation, cellular component: extracellular region. The record is from RefSeq and is a predicted model, not a curated record.
AUGUCUCCUUCUCCCGCCCCCCUCUCUAGCGCUCCAUCUGGCAACAUCGCAUCCCUGACGGCAGCUAUCAACAAGAUUGGGAAGUCCCUGGACUCAACUCGAGAGGUCGUUGAAUCCUUCAAAGGUGGUUCUAUCAAGGGCAUCGUAGGCCUGCUCAAGAUCAACUCCGGCGUCCUCGAUCUCCAGGACAGCAUAGAUCAGACGACAGAAAUUGCCCAACAGACACCCACGCUGAACGCAGCCGAGUCCGUCACCAUUGGUCAACAAUUUCUCACAGUACAGCCCCAGAUUAGCGCGCUGCUGACGAUUCUUGAUGACAAGCGUCCCGAGUUUGACAAGGCGGGAUUCAAAAUCCUCGACGUCACCAGUCUCAUCCGGGAUGAUUUAAAGAUUCAAGAGCAAGGAGCCACGGAUUUAGGCGGCGCGCUCAUCAAAGCCCUGGACCCCACGUUCCAACCGAUUGCUGGUCAAAUCGUUACCCAGAUUGAGGGGAAUUUCACCACCACCAUUAGAGCCUACCAAGGGCGUGGUGGCAAAAUCAAGAUCCCGUCUAAGGCUGUGCCUAAGCUCUCUGAACUUCUCGACGACGUGGCGGGGGUGCUGGGCAUUGGCGGCGGUAGAAAAGGGGACAAAGCCGUCAAUGAUGCGACUGAGGACCCCAAUGGACCUGCAAUGUCGGAGGUCAUGAUUCCAGAUACUAACCUCAGCGCUCUUGCGGAGGAUGAGAAUGAUCUGAGUGGUAUCCCGCUUCCCGUGCUGGCGAUCUUGAGGAGGUAUGAUAUUAUUUGAGCGGAAGCGAACCGGAUCCCGCUUAGCAUUCUUGUUUCGCUUCACUCUCGCGAUAUCCGUCGCCAU